AUGAAAAGUGGUUCCACGUCUGCGAGUGUUCCGGUAAAACAGGGUAAUGUUCAUGUUAAGCUAGAAUUAGAUGCACUUAAUAUAGCUGUUGGACAACGAUAUGACACGAAAGAUGCAUUGGAGACUAGGCUGAAGAUCUUGUCAGUCCUUCGUCAAUUUGAUUUCAGAGUAGACAGAUCAGCGACAGAUAUAUUAACUAUUAAGUGCUGGAUAGAAGGAUGUACAUGGAGAGUAAGAGCUACCCCAGUUGGUAAUUCUACUCAGUUUACCAUUCGUACAUACGUUUCAGAACAUUCAUGUUCCAUUACAGAACGUUCUGCCAGUGCCCGACAAGCGACUCCAGAAAUUCUUGCAAGACUAUAUGUGGACUAUGUUGGAGGUGUUGAUUCAAAAGUUCUCCCGAAACAUGUUGGAGAAGCCUUAAACAUGAGAUUUGGUGUCAAGAUGGAUUAUUGGAAGUCUCAUCGGACACUGUUACGCGCAAGAAAUAUUGUUAGAGGUUCUGCGGAGAGUGGCUACUCAGAGUUGCCUGUGUAUCUAUAUCAUAUAAGAAAAGCAAAUCCUGGAACUUUCGCACAUUUGGAAGUUGAUGAGGUUAACAGAUUCAAGUAUUUGUUUCUUGCAUUUGGUGCAAGUAUAACUGGAUUUCCCUACAUGAGAAAAGUAAUAGUCGUGGAUGGUACAUACCUUCAGAGAAAAUAUAAAGGAACACUACUAACUGCAACAGCUCAAGAUGGGAAUUUCCAGAUAUUUCCUUUUGCUUUUGCAGUUGUUGAUACCGAAAAUGAUGAUUCUUGGGAAUGGUUCUUUCAACAACUAAGCAAGGUAAUUCCCGAUGACGAAGAACUUGCACUUAUUUCUGAUAGGCAUAAAGCUAUAAGUAAUGCUAUUGGAAAAGUGUAUCCUAAGUCUAGUCGUGGAAUUUGCACGUACCAUCUUUACAAAAAUAUAUUGCUACGGUUCAGAGGUGGUGAUGCAUUUAGAUUGGUUAAAAAAGCUGCAAGUGCUUUUACAUUGGCUGAUUUUAAUACAACAUUUGAAGAGAUCCAAGCGAUGAAUCCAGGAUUACAUAAAUAUUUGGAAACUGCUGAUAUACAAAAGUGGGCUCGUGUGCAUUUCCCUGGGGAUAGAUACAACUUAAUGACGACAAACAUUGCUGAGUCCAUCAACAAAGUCAUCUCAAGCUCGAGAACUCUGCCCAUUGUAAAACUCUUGGAUGCGUUACGGUUAAUGAUGACAAGAUGGUUUACAAGUAGGAGGAUAGCUGCAGGAACAACGAAGACAACCUUGACUCGUGGAGUGGAGAUACUUUUGGAGAAACGUGUAUCAAAUGCAAAGGUGCUUACAGUUCAAUCAAUUGAUUUGCAUCAUUCACAAGUUACAACUGGUUCGUCUCUUCAUAUCGUUAAUUUAGGAGGAAGACAAUGUACUUGUCGUCGGUUUGAUAAGGAGAAGUUACCAUGUGUUCAUGCAAUCGCGGCGGUAGAAGCACGUGAUGUGUUGUUCUUACCGUUCUUCCUUAGUAGGCAAGAGAACAACAACGAUUGA
Messenger RNA from Brassica oleracea var. oleracea, 1548 nucleotides. RefSeq lists its product as uncharacterized. The transcript has 4 exons. Bases 1 to 1548 code for a protein of 515 amino acids. Gene Ontology annotation, molecular function: zinc ion binding. Lineage: Eukaryota; Viridiplantae; Streptophyta; Magnoliopsida; Brassicales; Brassicaceae. The record is from RefSeq and is a predicted model, not a curated record.